This is a messenger RNA of Rana temporaria (common frog), 3293 nucleotides long. It is a transcript of the gene VWC2L, whose product is annotated as von Willebrand factor C domain containing 2 like. The transcript has 5 exons. Gene Ontology annotation, cellular component: AMPA glutamate receptor complex. Gene Ontology annotation, molecular function: protein binding. Bases 1347 to 1952 code for a protein of 201 amino acids. Lineage: Eukaryota; Metazoa; Chordata; Amphibia; Anura; Ranidae. The record is from RefSeq and is a predicted model, not a curated record. Gene Ontology annotation, biological process: negative regulation of BMP signaling pathway.
GUUUUUUAUGUUACUAUGUGAAUGCUGCAGGGCUGCUGUUAGCCAGUGUUCCAGUGUGCAGCUGUGUAUGACUUGGAUUGCUCUUGUGUUGUGUGUCACUGUGGGGAGUGCUGGACGUUGCUAUGCUGCUGUGUGUGUGUCACAGUGAGUGUAGUGCUGAGAGCAGCUCCGAGUGAUCAGUGCGUGUCUGCUGUCCAGGGUACCGCGCAUUGCUAUAAGCUGCCGUCUAUGGAACUGACCACGGCUCUGCACUGCUGUCCGGGGUACCGCGCACUGCUAUAAGCUGCCGCCUAUGGAACUGACCACGGCUCUGCACCGCUGUCCAGGGUGCUGAACAUCGACAUACGCUGCUGUCUAUAGUGCUGAACAGCGCGGCUGCCUAUGGCACUGAAUACAAGCCGUGCGUCUUUUCCGAUGGUGCUGAAUCCCUCUCUCCGCACUGCUGUCUAUGGUGCUGAGCCGCGCUGCUGUCCAUGGUGCUGAGAGCAGCCCGCACCGCUGUCUAUGGUGCUGAGAGCAGCCCGCACCGCUGUCCAUGGUGCUGAGAGCAUCCCGCACCGCUGUCCAUGGUCCUGAUCAGCACUAUGCGAGGCUUCCACCACUCCAUCCCUGGACGUGCAGCACUACUCCAUCCGAGGAACUGUCCGAGGUGCUGAACGUCUCCAUCCUGCUCUCAGAAUUCUGCUGAAGGUGGCUGGGUGCUGAUCUGUCCCGACAAUAAGAAGCCGAGGUGUUACAAAUCCACAAGCUGGGCAUUAGGAUACACCAAGUCUCCUUCCUAUGUGGAAUUAAAGGGGAAAGUUAUGCCUCUUCUCUUCCACCUGUCCUCCUGCACGGUCUACCGAUCUGUCUGUAGGCGGCUGUGGCAGCAGCAUAUUGCCAUGGAGUUGAAGGGGUUCCAGUCUGGGUAUGAGCCCAAUUUCAUGCUGUUAGUGCUGCUGAAGUCUUAACCCACCUCCUCAGCUGUGACUGACUGGCAGGGAUAUCUAGUGCCCGGGACUUACCAAGGAUACCAUGAGUCCUCUGCUCACGUGUGGAUCUAUCUGGUGUUGGGUUGUCAUAGAGUAUCAGUGAAUCCAGCUCAGUUUUAGCUGGGAUUCCUGUAGACUGCCGUACUAGAGAAGGCUUUGCUCUGUGUGCCAUGGCAGGGGACCUGGAGGGACUGGGUAUUUCCUCUUAAUAAACAAUGGCUCUUUCGGCUCCAAGGAUGGGCUAACCGCAGAAUCAACCUUGUGGCUUCAAACUUCCCCAUCUAAUCCUCGGAGGAUUAACCCCUAACUGCCCACAUGGCAGCAGCUGGAUCCAGUUCCUAGUGGAGUGGCACACACGAAGCCUGACAUUGGGGGAUGGCUCUUCAUAUUUCUGCAGUCUCCAUGAUUCUCUUGGCAAUCAUGGCUUCAGCAUCACCUGCUUCAAUCAACCAGGAGGAUUAUCCUGCCGAUGAAGGAGAACAGGCGUCUAGCAAUGACAACUUAAUAUUUGAUGACUACAGGGGCAAAGGCUGUGUGGACGACAGCGGAUUUGUCUAUAAACUAGGGGAGAGAUUUUUCCCAGGUCACUCUAACUGUCCUUGCGUUUGUACAGAGGAUGGACCCGUUUGUGAUCAGCCAGAGUGUCCCAAAAUUCACCCCAAAUGCACUAAAGUGGAACACAAUGGAUGUUGUCCGGAGUGUAAGGAAGUGAAAAACUUUUGUGAAUAUCAUGGGAAGACUUAUAAAAUCCUGGAGGAAUUUAAGCCUUCUCCGUGUGAAUGGUGCCGGUGUGAGCCCAGCAAUGAAGUCCACUGUGUGGUUGCAGACUGUGCCGUACCAGAGUGUGUAAAUCCUGUAUAUGAGCCAGAACAGUGCUGUCCAGUCUGCAAGAAUGGACAUCUUGUUGAAAAUCAACAGACCUACUGGCUGGAUCACCAGGUGGAAAUAAAAGAAAGAAAGCCUAUUACAGAAAACGAAUGAAACCACCGCAUAAGUAUUGAUUACCUCACUCCACUCUUAGAGAGAAAAUUGCAGUCUCCUAGAUGAUAUCUGCAUUGAAGAUUUUAAGGAUGGCUUUUUUUAUACAGCCCUCCUGACCUGGGAACCUGCUGUGUUUACUUGGGACACACUUAACCUCCAUAGGUGCCAAAUAUCUACGACUUCUCUAGGCAUGACUUGCUGGAUACUGCUCUACUGUACAAGCCACGCUGUGCUGCAAAGUCUGAGAAGAGGGCAAACACUGGCCUGAAAUGUAAUUGCCCCUUUUCUGCUGCAGUGGACGGACUCACAGCUAAUUCUUGUUUCAUCUAUUACAAAUACGACUUCUUGAUGUGAGCCCAUCAACUAGUAAUUAGCAGACUUUUAUGUAAUGAGCAGUUAGAAUGAACAAACCUUGGAAGACAGUAGACUUUAUAGAUGUUAUCCUAAUGCAUAUAAGAAAUUGAAUUUGGAAUAAAAAAACAACCAUUUCAUUAUUUGAAUGUAGCCAGGCGCUGGCUGCGUUAGUAUUCUAAUUCAGAGACACUUCUUAUAAUGCUAUACAUGGAGCACCUUUUCUCUAGUGCUCAACCUGGAGGUUAUCACAUCACUUCCUAGAUGCAGAGGUUAAGCAAUUCACUAAAGCAGAUGAUUGUGGGACACAUAGUCCGUGACCUGAAGUUACCAUAGACUGUAUACUGUUUGAAACUACAAAGGCAAAAGGAAUUCUGGGCAGGAUCGCUCUCCUUGGACAUGGGCUUUAAAGCUGCAAGAGCCAGAAGCUGUCACUCUGGGUGCUGCUGGCGGGCACAGCAGCCUAGACAGGGCUGGGACCUCUUGCUCUGGGGACUGCAACGCUGGAUGCAGGAUGGCUGUGGCUGCCACUGCAUCUGCCUCACUGCUGUUCAGGUCCACCUUCCCUGCACACCCACACAGUCAUCAGUAAGUUACUGAGUGGCCAGUCGGGUGCCUCACAACUUGCUGCUAUCAUUCAAGAGCCUGCUUAGGGACUUUUUUCCUCACAGAACCAAGGUAUCUGCUGGAUUGGAACACAGCAACCUAUCUUAUCUCUGACACUGUUUUUAAGGAUACCGACAUUUCAAGGACCUCCUUCCUUCAAGAAAGACCCUGCUUAUAGAACCUGUUUCAGAACAUAAAUUACUAACUAUUACCGGUACAUUACUUUUUAUUAAAGGGGAACUCCUACACAGAUGAUUAUGCCAAUUACCCCCUACUUCUUUUGGCAUCAGGGCCUAGAGUGGGUGGACUAACCUUAAAGCCUGCUCUUCUCCCUCUUGUUCUUGGGUCAGAAAUCCCUUCUCAACCAAUUCAUGAUAACAAUUU